AGGAAGCAACUUUGUGUGACUUUUUGACCACAGAGAAUGAAGAUUUACGAAGCUAAUAAAUAAUCGUCACGGCCUACUGUUCAUUUCAUUUGAAACAGCUUGUGUCGUUGUUUACGUUCUCUGCUUACUGCGUUUAUUAGUUAAUUACAUCCCUGAUUUAUGCCCGAACAAGAUGGAUACUGCAGACAGUGAAGAUGAUGACAACUCUGAUGCUUGGGAUGAAACUGACGUUCCAAGUAACCAAUUGACAAAGUGUUUGUUUUGCACAAAAGUCUUUACAAUUGUUGAAGAUGCCUUGGAGCAUGCUAGUAAAGACCAUAGUUUUGACCUUCCUGGUCUCAAGAUGCGAUUGGAUAUGGAUUGUUUUUCAUUCAUUAAAAUGAUAAACUUUCUGAGAUUGCACCCAAUGGAUGUCAAAGAAUUAAUGACUGUCCAGAAACCGCUGUGGAAUGACGAUAAGUAUAUGAAACCUACUCUAGAGGAUGACCCCUGGCUUAUGUAUGAUUUUGAUGAUAUUGAAACCCCACUUCCUAACAUGAGUUCUGGUGAUGGAAGUGGUGGAUUUCUGGCCAAUGCGGAAAAUGGUAUUGUAACCCUUUCUGAACAACAUUUUGCUGAACUUCAAAAAAGAAUUCAAGCACUCUCAGUUGAGGUUCGAGUGAAAAACUCUCUUUUGGAAGCAGCAGCUGAAGACAUGAAGCGCAUGCGUACCCUAACCCAAGAGCUGGUUGAAGGAAGUAGUUCAAACAGCAUAUGUGAUAAACCAGUUGACCGUAAAGUAGCCUGUUUAACUUUGAGUGAAGACCAAAGUUAUUUUGAUUCAUAUGCUCAUUUUAGUAUACAUCUUGAAAUGUUGUCGGAUGUUGUGAGAACCUCCAGUUAUCGUGAUGCAUUGCUGAAAAAUUCCUCUGUGAUAAAAGGCAAAGUAAUUUUAGAUUUAGGUUGUGGCUCCAGUAUCUUGUCCAUGUUUGCAGCUAAAGCUGGAGCCCAAAAAGUGAUAGGCAUUGAUCAGUCGGACAUAAUAUACAAUGCUAUGGAUAUUGUGAGGGAGAAUGGCCUUGAAUCUCAAGUGACGCUUGUGAAGGGACGUUUAGAAGACACAGUCAUUCCAACUGAAAAAGUGGAUUUAAUUGUUUCGGAAUGGAUGGGAUACUUUUUAUUAUUUGAAGGAAUGUUAGACAGUGUAAUGUAUGCCCGUGACAAACAUUUAGCUGAAGGUGGUUUUCUCUUGCCGAAUCGAUGUACAAUGCAUCUCGUUGGCAUUGAUGAUGCAGGGCGCCACAGUGAAGUGGUUAAAUUUUGGGAUAAUGUAUAUGGAUUCCGAAUGAGCACCCUAGCCGCAGAAGUUCUUAAGGAACCCUUUGUCGAAGUUGUCCCUAAGAGUGCCAUUGCAACCUCAUCACACACUUUGGUUGAGCUCGAUCUUAUGACUUGUUCCACAAGAGACUACUCCCAUAUUUCCAGUCCUUUCAAGCUAGAGGCAUUACGUGACACAUCGAUAACAGCAUUAGCUGGUUAUUUUGAUACAUUCUUUGACCUGCCAGAAGAAAAUGUGUCUUUUACUACAGGUCCUCAUGGCGAGCCUACUCAUUGGAAACAGACCAUCUUCUACCUUAAAGAUCCCAUUUCUGUUAAGAAAGGUGAUGUACUUGAAGGACACUUAUUAUGCCAGCGCCACCAUAAAGAGAUUAGAUCACUUCACAUAUGCAUAACUUUGUCUGGUACAAAGCAUAAUUAUUACAUGGCCAGUGGCUCUGGGUCAGACUAAUAACCAAUUUCAAGCACAUUCUUUGUUAUUGUCCUAAAUGCAUUUUAAAAUUUGAAUAUAAAUAAAUGAAAUUUAAUAUGGAUA
Molecule: messenger RNA, 1852 nt
Organism: Thrips palmi
Lineage: Eukaryota; Metazoa; Arthropoda; Insecta; Thysanoptera; Thripidae
Gene: Art3
Product: protein arginine N-methyltransferase 1
Exons: 8
Coding region: 173-1768 (531 amino acids)
Biological process (GO): peptidyl-arginine methylation
Cellular component (GO): nucleus
Molecular function (GO): protein-arginine N-methyltransferase activity
Source: RefSeq, a predicted model, not a curated record